GAGUAAAUUAAAUAUCUGAUACCAACUAAAAAAUUAUCCACGACCACCGGCGGCCUACAUCCCCCGUUCAAAAUUCAAACGCAAUCCCCACCAACAUCUCUCUCUCUCUCUCAUUUUCACUGGUGAUUAAGCCCUGCGACAUGCGUAUAAAUGUGUAGUUUCAGCAGCAUUACAACUCGGAGGCAGUGGAGCAAACGAUAGCCACGAUGAGCGCCGCGAGGUUCAUCAAGUGUGUGACCGUCGGCGACGGAGCCGUGGGGAAGACGUGCAUGCUCAUCUCCUACACCAGCAAUACUUUUCCGACGGAUUACGUGCCGACGGUGUUCGACAAUUUCAGCGCCAAUGUGAUCGUAGACGGGAGCACGGUCAACCUCGGGCUUUGGGACACAGCAGGGCAAGAGGACUACAACAGGCUCAGACCCCUGAGUUACAGAGGAGCCGAUGUGUUUCUGCUGGCAUUUUCUCUCAUCAGUAAAGCAAGCUACGAGAACAUUUACAAGAAGUGGGUUCCAGAGCUGAGGCACUAUGCUCCGACUGUGCCAAUUGUUCUUGUGGGAACAAAACUCGAUUUACGCGAAGACAAGCAAUAUUUCCUUGAUCAUCCUGGAGCAACUCCGAUCACUACUGCACAGGGAGAAGAGUUGAAGAAGAUGAUCGGCGCAGCUGUCUACAUCGAGUGCAGUUCUAAAACUCAGCAGAAUGUGAAGGCCGUCUUCGAUGCUGCGAUAAAAGUAGUUCUUUGCCCGCCUAAGCUGAAGAAGAAGAGCCGAAAGCAGAGAAAAUGCUUGAUCUUGUGAACUCAUUGAAUAGCAAAAUGUAUGUGUGUAUCACUGAUAUUUGUGAAUUUCUUUCUCAAGAUAUGAAGUCUUGGCUAUA
Messenger RNA from Zingiber officinale, 876 nucleotides. RefSeq names its product rac-like GTP-binding protein 7. Gene Ontology annotation, biological process: cortical cytoskeleton organization; actin filament organization; regulation of cell shape. The record is from RefSeq and is a predicted model, not a curated record. Bases 207 to 797 code for a protein of 196 amino acids. Lineage: Eukaryota; Viridiplantae; Streptophyta; Magnoliopsida; Zingiberales; Zingiberaceae. Gene Ontology annotation, molecular function: GTP binding; GTPase activity; protein kinase binding. The transcript has 6 exons. Gene Ontology annotation, cellular component: cytoskeleton; cell projection; cell cortex.